AUGGAUGGAAAGAAGCGUAUCCUGAUCGUGAGGAAGGCGGAGAAGGCCAACAUCGGGGCGUACACCUGUGACUGUGGCUCCGACAAGACCACUGCCAACCUGACCAUCGAGGAGCGUGACAUUAAGGUGGUGCGCCCGCUCUACAGUGUGGAGGUGACAGAGACUGAAACUGCCAAGUUUGAGACAGAGAUUUCAGAGGAGGACGUCCACGGCAACUGGAAACUGAAGGGAGACGCCCUCCACCAAUCAGCCGACGUGGAGAUAAAGGAGGAGGGUAAGCGUCACCUUCUGAUCCUCUACAACGUGAAGAUGGACAUGGCUGGAGCUGUGGACUUCUCUGCUGCUAACGCCAAGUCCAACGCCCAGCUCCGAGUCAAAGCGCGCUCGAUCUCGGUGCUGCGCCCCCUGAAGGACGUGGAGGUCACUGCGGGAGAAACAGCCACGUUUGAGUGUGAGCUGUCGUACGAAGGAAUCAGUGUGGAGUGGUACCUGAAAGGCAACAAGAUGGAACCCAGCGACAGGGUGAAGACCCGGGUUGUGGGUAAGGUCCACGCUCUCACAGUGAGGGACGUGAAGCUGUCUGAGGCUGGAGAAGUGAAACUCUGCUCGCAGGACUUCCAGACCCAGGCCCAGCUCAUCGUCAAAGAGGCCGCAGCAGAGUUCACUCAGCCCCUGGAGGAUCAGUCUGUGGAGGAGGAGGCCACUGCUACGCUGGAGUGCCAAGUGUCGAGAGAGAACGCAGAGGUUCGCUGGUUCAGAGAGGGACAGGAGAUCAGAAAGACAAAGAAGUAUGAUGUCAUCAGUGAGGGACGCAAACGGGCGCUCGUCAUCACCGCAUGUUCACCGGACGACGGCAAACUCUACACCUGCGACGCCGCGCAGUUCAAGACAUCCUGCUACCUGGAAGUCCUGCCGCCGCACGUGGAGUUCACCAAACCGCUGCACGAUGUUGAGGGAGUCAGCCAAGGUUAG
Messenger RNA from Knipowitschia caucasica, 972 nucleotides. Lineage: Eukaryota; Metazoa; Chordata; Actinopteri; Gobiiformes; Gobiidae. The record is from the annotation of a GenBank genome assembly.